UUAAGAUGACUCUCUCCAACACAUGCCAUUAGCCAAGAACAGCUAGCAAUGGCAAUGGGAGAGCUUGUACAAAAAUCCUGUUUCCUUCUCUUCCUCAUGAUCCUCAUAUGCCAAUCUGUUUUGGCAUCCCAAAACUACUCAUUGAGACACCGAAAACCGUGCAAGCGCCUCGAGCUCUACUACCACGACAUUCUCUUCAACGGCACAGACGUGGCUAACGCAACGUCCGCUAAAGCGACAAACCAAACUGCGCUCGGCAACUUCCACUUUGGCAUGCUGGUUGUGUUUGAUGAUCCUAUCACAGAAGACAGCCAUCUUCGUUCUCCCCCAAUUGCAAGAGCUCAAGGCUUCUAUUUCUACAACAAGAAGGACGAUUACAAUGCAUGGUUUUCCUUCACGUUGGUCUUCAACUCCAGCCAGCACAAAGGUACAAUAAACAUCAUGGGUGCAGAUUUGAUGGCUGAGGAGACUAGGGAUCUUUCAGUGGUUGGUGGGACAGGAGACUUCUUCAUGACCAGAGGGAUUGCAACAAUUCGGACCGACACUUUUCAGGGUUCAUAUUAUUUUCGCCUCAAGAUGGAUAUUAAGUUGUAUGAAUGCUAUUAGCAACUUUUAUAUAUAUAUAUAUAACGACAUGUAUGGCUAAGGUUGCAAGCAUCUUGUUUCCUACUUCUAUAUGUAAUGUGAUCAAAUAAAAAAAA
Molecule: messenger RNA, 701 nt
Organism: Alnus glutinosa
Lineage: Eukaryota; Viridiplantae; Streptophyta; Magnoliopsida; Fagales; Betulaceae
Product: dirigent protein 5-like
Exons: 1
Coding region: 49-606 (185 amino acids)
Source: RefSeq, a predicted model, not a curated record